CACGGCUGCCAUCUCCGUCGGCCCUGAGAGCUUACAGAGCGGCAACAUCCGAUGCCUGAGCAUCGCUGCCCCGCCCAAAGUCCAGGAUGCCCGUAUCGUCUCCAGUCCAGAGGACGAGAACCUGGAAACAUUGACAAAUCUUCCAGCCAAUAACUCGGCUGACUGCUCGACCUAGCGUCCACACAGGGGCGCCUACCCUGGGCCACACCUCUAUCGACUCUCCCCCUCGACACUAUAACGGACAAAUCGCCGCCCUAACUGGCUUCAGACCUUCCUCAUGGGCAUUGGUGUCUUCUGCGCCGAUCCCAGCCAUCAUGGAAAGUAUAUGGAGGCUUGUCACGUAUUGGCUUUCGUGGAGGCUUGGCGCUGCGUGCAUUCCAGUAAACCGGCUUGCUCGGGGACAAUCCGAGGAGGCAACUAUCCCGAAAGAGAAAGAAGGACCUUGCCGCAAAGAAUCACCUAGUUGCUCUAUCAUUCGCUUGUUCGGAACAGUUCAUCCCGCCUCGGACUCGAAACUGCGCUGUUGUAGUAGGAUAAUUGAUAAACGACGUGAAGCAGCAAUUGCCGGACAUCAUCACGACGACGAAAAUGGCAAGACUGCCCAGAUGAGUUCGCGGACCUAUACUACCCUCCAAUGUUCGAUAAGAAGAUUUUGUAGUACCCCUCUUUCGGUUCCUCUGAUACUGUCAAGUUGUAUCUGACCAACGUCUGUGCAUUGAGCAACUCUGAAGGUGACUUGUGUGUUUUGCACCUAUUAGUACGAGGCUGGCUCAAGCCAUGUGGUCCGUCGCGAUUCAAUCACAAGACCGACUUCUCGUCCUGCUAGCCACGUGCUUACUACAAGUCCAGGUGUUAAGCUUGACAGCUAGCGAAGUCGUGUGACAGUGCCGGCAACGUGAUAUUGG
Microdochium trichocladiopsis is the source of this 905-nucleotide messenger RNA. RefSeq lists its product as uncharacterized. The record is from RefSeq and is a predicted model, not a curated record. NCBI's taxonomy places the organism in Eukaryota, Fungi, Ascomycota, Sordariomycetes, Xylariales, Microdochiaceae. The transcript has a single exon. Bases 315 to 701 code for a protein of 128 amino acids.